AUGAAAGAGUCGUCGGAUGAAGAUUUCGCUUACGCGAUGACUCCGUUGAAGAUCAUGUCGUGGCCUGUAGGAACCUGGCCUCUUCAAGUGUACGAUAUCUUCUCUGCUAUACGUGCCAUAAUCGCGAUUUUACUUCUGCUACUCAUGCUGAUCAUCGUGCAAAUGGAGUUGUAUUUAGACAGUAGCGACGCCAAGAAGAAUCUAGACGCUCUACUAUUAAGUACCUGCGGCAUUUUGGCGUUAUCAAAGAUCAUACGUUUUCGUAUUCAGCCUGAUGGCCUUGUUUCGAAUUUUAUCUCGGCGAUUAAAGAUUAUAACGAACUGAAAGAUCAAGAGAAACGAGUGAUAAUGCGAAGGCACGCUUAUAUGGGUAGACUGGUGUCUGCUAGUGUGAUAUUUUCUUCGUGCAUCGGCUCGACUCUUUACUUGACUAUCCCUAUGCUGUCUGGAGAUGAAGAAAUACAUAUAGUUAACGUAACGAAAAAAAGUAUGACGGAUUACCCUAUCCCUUCCGAAUGUGUAAUAGCCGUUAUACAAUUGCCGGAUAAUUUGUUCUUUAUGAUUUUUAUCAUACAGUACUUGAUGAUGUUAUUCACGAGCACUGGAAAUCUAGGUAGCGAUACGUUGUUCUUCGGUAUUAUUUUUCACCUGUGCGGACAGGUAGAAAUUCUGAAAUUGGAGUUCAAUAGACUAGGUAACAAGAACGAAAGAACAAUGGAACGUUUCAUCGUGUUAAUCAAGAGGCACAUUUACUUAUUGAAUCUAACCCAGAUGUUGAACGAUACAAUUAGCUCUAUCUUGGUUAUGCAACUACUUUCCAGUUGUGUACUUAUUUGUACAACCGGAUUUCAACUUAUUCUCGAUCUGAGCACCGGAAACAUAGUGAUGACGGUGAAAGGAUUUAUAGUUCUGAACGCUAUGUUAGUGCAACUAUUUGCAUACAGUUAUGUGGGCGAUUAUUUAACGCGCCAAAUGAAAGAUAUCAGUGACUCUAUGUAUUUCUGCAACUGGUAUGAUGUAUCGAAAAGUAUGGCAAAAGAUAUUAUUUAUGUUAUUAUGAGAGCUCAAUAUCCAGUGUUCUUGAAGGCUGGCAAUUUCUUUAUCGUCAAUAUGGAAACGUAUAUGAGUAUUCUGAAAACUUCUAUGUCGUAUCUUUCAGUUCUUCGAGUAAUGGUAAAUGCUUGAAGUGGUAUGAACCUAAUAAAGUACAAUGAAAUAUAAAAUAUUUUCCUUCUGGUGUUUUAAUAGUCAUUUCGUAUACUCGAAAUCAAAUCAUUUUGGAAUCGAAUGUGCGCAGUAGAUCGUCUCAGUAGACUGUUAGGGUCAAUGAUCCACGCAAUUUUCGAUAGAUGUUAUUGCAGCAUCGUUUGUUUAUAGCCACUGACCAGGAACAGGAUAGACGUUACAUUACAUGGUUGUUUG
Bombus pascuorum is the source of this 1422-nucleotide messenger RNA. Its product is annotated as odorant receptor 13a-like. The coding region runs from base 1 to 1185 and encodes 394 amino acids. Gene Ontology annotation, molecular function: olfactory receptor activity; odorant binding. Gene Ontology annotation, cellular component: plasma membrane. The record is from RefSeq and is a predicted model, not a curated record. Gene Ontology annotation, biological process: sensory perception of smell; detection of chemical stimulus involved in sensory perception of smell. NCBI's taxonomy places the organism in Eukaryota, Metazoa, Arthropoda, Insecta, Hymenoptera, Apidae. The transcript has 4 exons.